This is a messenger RNA of Dunckerocampus dactyliophorus (ringed pipefish), 17962 nucleotides long. It is a transcript of the gene dagla, whose product is annotated as diacylglycerol lipase, alpha. The transcript is spliced from 21 exons. Gene Ontology annotation, cellular component: postsynaptic membrane; dendrite membrane. The record is from RefSeq and is a predicted model, not a curated record. Gene Ontology annotation, biological process: lipid metabolic process. NCBI's taxonomy places the organism in Eukaryota, Metazoa, Chordata, Actinopteri, Syngnathiformes, Syngnathidae. Bases 8832 to 12161 code for a protein of 1109 amino acids.
UGAUCGCUAUUUGUAUGGAUCCGCCCAACCAACCCUCACAAACCACCAGUGGCGCCCUUCCUCCGCAAUAAGCGAGUCAGGUAUGCGCCAUCACAACGCGGUACGUGAUAUGCGCAGUGGAACGCGGAAGGGGAAUUGCUUCUUGGUUCAUAAUUCGUAGAUAUGUACCGGGAGGGUGGGCCUGGUUCUCGUGGAAUGCUGCCCGUGUUUUCGUUGCUGAGAUUCGGGAGUUGUCCGGCGGCUGGUGGCGCACACACGCCUCUGACUUCAACGUGGACACAGACAGGCUAGUCGAGGAGCCUGCUGGUGCCGUGGAUUUUUUUCUUCUUUCUGGGGGCAUGAAAAUGGGACAGAAGGAGCUGCCACAGCCGAAGACGUGUUGCUCUUAAGCGGUUUGAAGACGAUGACACGCACGCAAGACUUUAUCUUCUGAUUAGCCCAUUCAUUCUUCAGCGGUAAUGGUAGCGGUUCGGCUAUCAUAAAAAAAAUCGAACGGUGACGCGUUCACGGACUUGUCCCCUGCAUCUUUUGGGGUCGGGAGAACGAGGCUGACUAGGCGGUUCUCCAGUCGGGGGGGAUAUGGGCGAGCAAGGGGAACCGAUGCAGUGGUUCGAGUCACGGCAGCGUGAAAACACAGGUGAGGCACCGGAUGAACACGCUUGUAUGAAUUGGCACAUUCGGGGGUUGGUGUUGGACAAGGUUAUUGAUUUCGAGCACACGUUCAUAGGCCACAUCCCACCUAGCAAGGCCUGCAGAAUGACACCCUGAGCAGUUGGCCUCCUUAAUGUAUACAAGGCUACUGCCUGUGCUCACACUAUUCAAACACAGCCACACAACAUGCAACGCACACACACACACACACACACACACACACACACACACGGUGCGUUCACUUGUCAUAUUUGAUCCAGUUAAACCCAGGGCUACACAAAAUAUUGAAGAAAUAAUUGAUUAACACUUGCAUGCGAUGUCAUUUAAAAAUGAUGCUUUUUAAAAUGUUACCAAUAAACACUCGUUGGCCAGGGUGAGUUGGCACCGCUGCCCUGGUUCUCCCGGCGCCAAGGCUCGCUGGCUAAUCAUUCAUCGGCUUUUCGAGAAAUCCCAAAUUAAUUGACUUUUCCUUUGAUCCAAUUAGGUUCAUUUGGUCUAUCGGUGAUAAUUUCUAAACCAGGGAUGUCCAAAGUGCGGUCCCGUGGGGGCUAUUUGCAGCCCGCGGCACAUUCUAAAAAUAUAAUUUAACAAAAAAAAACAGCAUAAAAAAUGGAAAUACCUGCAUUAAUUUUACAAGAAUAAAAUCAAAACAUUAAGAGAAAAAACAUGCAAUCUAAUGAGGAAAAAGUCGUAAUUUUGUGAGGAAAAACUAACAUCGUUUUAGUAGCAUCAAGUUAAAAUAUUAAAGAAAGAUGUAUUUUUUAAAAGUCGUAAUAUUAUGAAAUAAAAAAAAACAACAAAUAAAGUUGUAAUUUUUGACUGAAUUAGGUUGGGGAUAAGGUUAUAAUGUUACGAGCAUAAAGACAAAAUAUUAUUGGAGUGAAGUUAUCAUUGCGGAAAGAACAUUUACAAAAAGAAAGCUGAAAUAGUUGGCAAAUUAAAAGAAAAAAACAGCAGUAAUUUUAUGAGAAUAAAGUCAAAAUAUUAAGAGAAAAAAAGUUGUAUUCUAAUAAGAAAAAAAGGUAAUUUUACAAGAAUAAUGUCAUAAUGUUAUGAGGAAAAACAGCACAAAGCUGAAAUAUUAAAGAAAGACAUUAUUCUUUUUCAAUCGUAAAACAAACAACAACAACAACAAAAAAAGAUGUCAUUUUUGGAAAAUUAGGUUGGGGGAAAAGUUAUAAUGUUACGAGAAUAAAGUUAUAAUUAUAAGAGAAAAAUUGACGAGAAGAAAGUUCAAAUAGCAGGCGAAUUAAAAGAAAAAAAACAGCAGAAAUGAUAAUUAAAAAAACAGCUGCAAUUUUACAAGAUGUAAUAUUGUAAUUUUAGAUAAUAUUACGAGGGGGAAAAAAAACCUUUUAGUACCAUAAAGCUGAAAUAUUACAGAAAAAAGGUGUACUUUUUAAGAAUCACAGUAUGAAAAACAAACAAAAUAAGGAAUAAAGAUGUAAAUUUUGGAAAAUUAGGUUGCGGAAAAACAUAUAAUAUUACAAGAACAAAGUCAAAAUAUUACGGGAAUAAAGUCAUAAUUAUGAGAAGAAUAUUUACAAGAAGGAAGUCGAAAUAGUUGGAAAAAACAAUAGCAGCAGAAAAUAAAUAAAUAAAUAAAUAAAAAACAGAAUAAAGUCAAAACAAUAAGAGGAAGAAAAUGUUGUAUUCUAACAAGAAAAAAAUAAUUUUACAAGAAUGUUGUGGCAGCAUAACGUUGAAAUAUUAAAGAGACAAUUUUUAAAAAAGUUGUGAUAUGCGAAACAAACAAAUCAAAAUAAACUUGUCCUUUUUGGAAAAUUAGAAUGGGGAAAAAGUUAUAAUAUUAUGGGAAUAAAGUCAAAAUAUUACGAGAAGAAAAUGCACAAAAAUUACAGAAAAAAGGUUUAAAUAUUUGGAACAUUAAAAAGAAAAACAGCAGGAAAAUUUAAGGAAAAAAAGAGCAAAGUUGACACUAAUAAUAGGUUUUUUCACCCAUAGCUGAGAUACAGUUUUGUCUUGAAAUGUAUAUCAUCCAGACGAUCAGUGUGGCCCACGGCGGCAACAGUUUGGACAUCCGUUUCUACACAGUUCUUUGAUCAGACCAGAGACCUGGACUUGCAGUCUUAUGAAUGGUAUGGAAAAACUGAUGGUUUAGAAUGACUUUUCUUUUGCUUUGAAUCUUUGUAUGUACAGUUGAGUCACUUGAUGGAUUAUUUUCAGUCUUUCUAUGUAUUUCUAUCAAAGUCCCCCGUCAAACUGGCCUUCUGGGACCUCCCAAGACUUAUAUAGUUUUGAUGUACUUUACAUUAUUUGCUACACUGACAAAAAUGUGAACGCUAACGGAACUGCACGAAAGUGACCACCAAGUAGCUUUUUUUUUAAAAUUUAAAUUUAAAUUUUUACAUUUAUGGUUUGAACCAGAGUACUGAACUACUACUGUUGUUGACAAGCCAUUUAAACUUGUGAUCCUAUGACACUUCUGCCUUUUUAAAUUGCAAAUAAUGUGUUUGAUUACAGUUGUACACCUGUCUCGACACCUCAAAGUGUCUGGAAAAACAACAAGUCUACUGAUUACUGUGUUUACUGUGGGUGCAGGACAACAAGUCACUGAGUUAAGGGAAGACAAACGUUGAACAAUUGUGAAACGCUCAUUGUUACACAGAAAGUGGUACGUUACCACAGACAAGGUUGUGUUUUGCUACUCGUUAUGUUGUUUAUGAGCACAAAUGCACAGUGAAUGAAACUUUUGUAUAGCAUCUGAGCAUUUAUUCUUAGCAGUUAGCGAAUAUACACGUUCUAUUUAGGAUUGUUGACUGUAGACAAGACGACACACAUGACUUAGACGCACAAACUUAUAAUGUAGUUUAUAUUUUAGUUCAUAAUACGGUGUUUUCCAUAUGUUCCCAUAUGGUUGCGGCAGGCCGCCACAAAUAGAUUUGGCACUGCCUGUUCGCCCUCGCUCAUGAACACACUAUGAUGGGACUGUCUGUGAAUGGAGCUCGUUGUUGCGACUCGCGAUUCAGCUGAAGCUUGUUGCUUCAGUUGAUCGAGUAAUCGGUUAGGCCCUACACCAGGGGUGUCCAAAGUGUGACCCGGGACGUCAUUUGUGGCCCUUGGCUGUUUUUUUUUUAAGUGGUCCAUAGGAAAAAAAGAAAAGACAAGAAAAAAGACAAAAAAACAAGUAAAGUUGUUUAAAAAAAGCAAAAAAUCAGUAAGAAUAAAGUCAAAAUAUUAAGAGAAAAAAGUUGUCAUCUAGUGAGAAAAGGGGAUAAUUUUCCGAGAACGUUAUAUUAUGUGGAAAAAUCAUUUUAGUAGCAUAAGGUUGAAAUGAUACAUCUUUCUUUUUUUUUAAGUCAUAAUAUUAUGAGAAACAAAAAAAGGUUGUAAGUUAGUUAAGUUAGGUUGGGGAAAAAGUUAUAAUGUUACGGGAAUCAAGUGAAAAUAUUAUGGGAAUAAAUUCAUAAAACUUUGACAAGGAAAUUUACAAGAAGAAAGUUGAAAUAGUUGGAAAAUUAAAAACAGCAAAAAUGGAAAAAUCAACAAAAAAGAAAUGAGUGAAAAUAUUUAUAGAAAAAAGUUGUAUCGAAUGGAAAAAAGUCAAGAUUUUAUGAGAAUAAACUCGUAAUAAGAGGAAAAAUGUCAUGGAAAAAUGAACAUUUGCCAAGAAUAUUUAAGAAAAAGUUGAAAUAUCUGGAAAGUUCAAAAAAGAAAAAGAGGCAAAAACAGGAAAAAAAAAAAGUGGAAAGAGUGAAGUUGAUGCUAAUUAUAGGCUUUUUUCAUCUAUAUCACAAAGCUGAUAUGUAGUUUUUUUUUUAAAAUAGAAAUAUAACUUUUUAUCCUUUAAUUGUUCACUAUGUGACCCUCGCUGGAAAAAGUUUGGACACCCCUGCUGUAGACGGACCAAAUCAAUAUGAAGCAAACAUAAACAGUUAGUGGUUUGGUCCGCAACAUAUCAGAAAAGAGGCAAAAAUGUCCAUCACUGUUUUCCAGAGUCAAAGCUGAUGUGUGUGAAUAUCUUGUUUUGCCUAAAACACAGAAAUAAUAGCUCCCCUUUCAUGGAUGAUUUGAUAGGGUGACAUUAGAGGAUAUUUAUAUUUUUACAUCCAAAAUUAUUAAUGAAAUGCCAAAAUAGUUGUCGAUUAACUGGAUAACCGAUUAAUCAUGGAUUAAUGGUUGCAGUAGAUGCUGUUUCUUAACACACCUCAUACACACCUGGUCUGCCAGAGAAUCAGAAGACGUAGCAGGAGGGAUCAGUGUUGACAACAUAGCGACUUUGUCGCCAUAUUUAGCGAGUAUUCGGAGCCCUGUUGAAAAAUGUUGAAAAACCCUUGUUUUUCGAAAAAAGCGCCGAGUGACAAAUCUCGCGACUUUUUCUGAUCUUAUUGGACAAAAGCACGUAUCGCUGUUCUCAAUGAGCAGCGAGUCCUCCUGUGCCGCCUGCCCAUCUACAAACACUCCCAGGGGGCUCCGUCUUGCUUGUGACAUUUAAAAAAAACACAUGCACACAAAAAGAAGCAUCAGAAGAACGUUGAUUUGUAUUUCUACAAAUAUUUGUUUUGCUUGUCAUGUUCUUGCUCACGUUUUGUCUGCCACGGCCUCCGUAAAAUUGACAUGUGCGUGCAUCAUGGCCAAUUAUGCUCAUUAGACCCCACACAUAGAUUGCAGUCUUGUGGGAAACACUGCAACAAAUAUGUGUAACUAAUCGUUUUAAUGCAUUUGAUAGCCAGCAAAUACAUGUGGUUAAAGAAACGGUUCACCAAGGGUUGACACAAAACGUGCAACAGCAAAGUGUAGCUAAUUUGUACUUUCUGGUUCUUAAAAUGCCGAAUUGGGUUCACUGAAACGUGACGUCUUGCUUGGUGCUAAAACCCCAGGGUUCAACCAUUGUAGAAAGCGGCAAGCCCCAGGGUGACAGCACACGUAGACUGUCACCGUUUUUGCAAAAACCUCAUAUUUCAGAACUUCACUACCUCUUUUUUUUUUUUUUUGGUUGCCCUGACGCAAACAUCCUCUCUGUUCAACUUCUUUGUCGUCUCCAUUGUGUUGACUUAUGAAAAGGACUUACACAGAUGAAUGAAUCUAGUGGUGUUUUAGUUCAGUAGACCUGUUUCCUUCAAAGGCCCAUGAGCGAAUACAGAAAGAAAGUCUAUUCAAUGUUGAUUAACCCACACUCUUUUUAAAAACAUGCCAGGUGCCCCCAAAUCAGUGAUUCUUUUCAACCAAUUGACAAAACUGCAGUUUGUCUGUGGUUGGCACCAGGGAUGGACAUAAUUACUGAUCAAUUGUUCUCUAAUAACUGAGUCAUUGUGUGAAAUUAAUUGUUUGUGAAUGUUUUUUGGGCAAAAAUGAGAGUUUACAUUAGGGGUGUCACGAGACUCUAACUUCCGGAGAUGAUGCACGAGACGAGAUGAGAUUUAACAGUGAGUACAGUUCAUCACGCGGUUGUUCUUCAGACCACUGUUUAGUUGAGACAGAAAAUGCAGCGCCCCUGCUGGUGGCAGCCCAGUAGUGCACUCCAUUUCGACUUAGUUGCUUGAAGAUGCAAGUAAUCAACAAUCAGUCAUGACGGUCCCUAACUCUGAUAUCCUACGCAAGGUUGGCAUGUCUGCAAAUCGUGUCCGCCGUGUAUUUAUACACAACGAAUGAAGGCGAAAUUAUAUUCCUCAGUAAAUCAUAGGUGUGAAAUAUGGGUGUAUUGAAUCAAGGAUAUGAGACUGUAAAGGGAGGGAGUGAAGAUUUAUUUCAACCCACAUAGAUGAUAUUGAAUUAUUCAACUUUGUUUUAGAGGGAAGUCCAAAGACAUACAACUUACUGCUCAAGGUGGUGACACCUGUGGUUUAGUCUAUACAAUGAUUAAAGACCGUCUCUAACUGGGGUGUCAAUUUAUGUAUUUUGUUUUGAAUUUAUAUAAUUUGACACAUAUUUCAUAAUAAAAUACUGUCAUGACACGCCACCAAACUUAAAUGUAUGACUGGCAACAUUAUGUGCUUUCUGCCAUCUUUAGUGGAAGAGCAUUUCAAUGUUUUGCCUCUAUGUCGCUGGCAUAGAUAAAUUAUUUGUUGUACCGUGGAACCUCGGUUAAUGCAUUUUUUUUUUUUUUUGUCGAAGACGUACACAAAAGUCUUGACCCAGUUGCCUAAAUUUCCUGGUUAGGGUACAAUACGGUCUUGUCUUGUUAUUAAUACAGUGGCACCUCGGUUAGUGUUCGUCCGGUUAGCGCGUUUUUUUGGUUGACGUUGACAAUUUACGCCACAAUUUUUCUCCAUUUGCGUUCUUUCUCCAGUUAGCGUGCAGUAUGGCUGCGUGUUCUUAAUGUAUAUUUUUUUUCACAAAACAUACUUCCUUGUUGGCAUCGUAUUGGCUUGCAAACAAAAUGGCAACCAGACCUGGAAGUUACAUCUUUAUAGUUUUAUAAUGAUAGUUUUACAUGCAUAAAACAAUUGGUUCCAGAACCGACCGCGAUAUAUUUCCACCUAAAAAUGUAAUGUUUUCGUAGUUGGCACAGAAAACUUUCAAAGGUUUUAACAUUAUUAGAGCCCCGUAGACAUGAAAUAACACCCCAAUAGUCACUUUUACACUCCCAGUAUUUUUUUGUUUACAUGACAUUGUGCAGGUUACGGGAUCACUGCAGAGACAUAACAGACGGCUGCCGCUAGCAUCGCAAGCCACAGAGCUACCUAGUUAGUCUCUCCAAUGUACUUACUCUAAACUUAAAUGUUUCAAGAUGGACAAAGAAGCCAAAAACUUUCUACUUCCACACGGAAUGAGAGGAGAACCCUUUCUUCACUCGAUCUCAACCAUGGCCUGUCCUUCUCAGCCAUGACAUGUCGCCUCGGCUCUGCUGACUCAGUAGCCUAUCUCCAUACAGUGUGAAAGGUAAUGUAAUCUAAGGUCAUGUGUCAUAACAUUACUGAUGCCUAGUGACCACAAUACUACAUAUACUGUAACUUGUCUUUCAAUAUUUUUUUACUAAUAAUAGGCCAUAUUCAACCACAAAACAGCCAUCAUUUAUUAGUUAAUCAUGUUUUGAAAAACGCGGUAUAGUGAGGGCGCAAUUUUCGAACCAUGAUAUAGCGAGGGACGACUGUAUUUGUAUUUGUAUUUGUUUGACUCUAUUUCCAUUUGUUUUGUGCAUGUAAAACUAUAUAAUUGUAAAACUGUAAAAAUGUUUUUGUGUUAACAUUUUUGGCUUUCUGGAAUGCUUUAAUUAAAUGUACAUUAUUUCUUUUGGGAAAAAUUGAUUCGGUUAGCGUCCGUUUUUGUUAGAGUCACACCUUCUGGAGCGAAUUAAUGAUGCUAACCAAGGCUCCACGGCUGUGUUGGCAACAUAUUUUUCUCACAAAACGGCCCCUUUAGUGGCACGUUAGCAUGGAAACCGGAACCAUAAGUCAUUGUUCCCCACGACUCCAUCGCCUGUCUAUGAUGUCAUCAGCCGUUGACGCUGUAGUUCUUUGCUAACUAACACAGUUAUGCCACAGGUCUCUGAUUUUUAGAUUGAUCACGGCUGCAAAAUCACCCACGAUGGAGCCAAAUGUGGUAACACGUGCCAGUAUUUUGAUAAAGAAGAUGAGAUGGAAAUAAAUGAUCAUUUUUGGACCAGUUAAGUGAAAUUGGAUAAAUUAGGAACCACUGCUCUAUUGUAUGCUUUGUGUCCCGGUGCUGAUGAUCAGUGCAGGCGAUGCGUGUGACCCGACCCCAUCCAGAGGCUUGUAGAAAUUGAGACAUGAAGAAGUCCUGCCGCCACUUUUUCAUCAUUCGACCAGAUAGUUUGUGGUUGUCAACUGCAGACAUGUUGGCAGCGCACCAUAUACACACACACACAAGCAUCCAUCCACACAAACAGGCACAGGCAAUACAUCAGCUGAAACACGAGAAACCAGAGAGGAAGGAGGUGAAAAGGAUUGAGUGGGUGGCGGUGGGAGAAAAAGAUGGAGAAAGAGGCAGAGGGAGAGUAGGAGUGAGUGGCACAUGGCUUUUAGUCUAAAAAAAGAUGAGCAGUGGUAAACCAAAACCAAAAUCUGGCUUGGUUAGAUAAGAAAGAGGAAGGGGACUGGGAAGGCAAGAGGAGAAAAUGUAGGUUUCCUCCGCACCGAAAAUGGUGCAGAUGCCCUUGCUGGUUUCCAUGCUCACAAAUGUCCUCUAAAAUAUGAAUAGUGAAUGAGUGUGUGGGUAGGAAGGAGAAGUAGAGAGCAUAAGGAUAGGAAGAAUGUAGAAUGGGAGGGUGGACUGGAGAAAAGAUGGACGGCAUACUGCUGACUUGUGACGUUUUGAUUCGAAACAGCGGGCGGAGGACUGUGGAUGCGACAAAAGCCGAAGGGGCAGUGAUGCCUGGCAUGGUGAUGUUUCGGCGGCGCUGGUCAGUCGGCAGUGAUGACCUGGUGCUGCCCGCCCUCUUUCUUUUCCUUUUACACUGCAUCUGGUUGGUGGUUCUGUCCGUGGUUCUGUUCGGCCUUCCCUAUGGCUCUGACCAGUCCUGUUCCAUAACGCUGGUGGACCACGGCCGGGGUUACCUGGGCAUCUUGGUCAGCUGCCUCAUCUGUGAGAGUGCCAUCAUGUGGUUGAGCAUGAGAGGCAGCAUCCUGUACACGCAGCCCAGGGAAGCUGUGCAGUAUGUCAUCUAUAUCCGACUAGCGAUUCUGUUGGUUGAGCUGGUGUAUGCAGUAGUGGGAAUUGCCUGGCUUGUUCAGUAUUACCAGCCAUGCUCUGAUGUCACCGCCAAGAACCUGGCUUUGGGGAUUGUUGCAUGCAACUGGCUGGUGAUAUUCAGCGUCUGCAUUACCCUCAUGUGCACUUUUGAUCCUACCGGUCGGACGUUUGUCAAACUGAAAGCGACUCGCCGCCGCCAACGAAACCUCACGACAUACACGCUCAGACACAGACUUGAGGAAGGCCAAGCCAGCAGCUGGAGCAGAAGAUUGAAAUUCUUCAUGUGCUGCACCAGAGCCCAGGAUACACAAUCAGAUGCAUAUUCCGAGGUGGCAAGCCUUUUUGCAGAGUUCUUCAGAGACCUGGACAUUGUGCCUAGUGAUAUUAUUGCUGGAUUGGUGCUCCUGCGUCAGACACAGAGAUCGAAAAGAUCUUCUAUCUUGGACCAGGCCAACAAUGAUAUCUUAGCCUUCCUUUCUGGGAUGCCUGUCACACGAAACACGAGAUAUCUGGACCUGAAGAACUCGACCGAGAUGGGCAUGUACAAGGACGUGUGCGACUACAUGUUGUUCGCUCUGGCCGCGUACGGUUGGCCCAUGUAUCUGAUGAGGAAGCCGGCCUGCGGACUGUGCCGCCUCGUUAGCACCUGCCCCUGCACGUCAGUGUCUGGCUCGCGUUUGUCCCAGUCGGUGACAGUGGAGGAGGACAAUUGUUGUGGCUGUAAUGUUUUGGCCAUACGCAGACACUUCCUGGACCAGGAGCGCAAGCAAGUUCACAUUGUCUACACUUCCUGCCAUGAUGCUGUGUAUGAGACUCCGUUUUUCGUGGCAGUGGAUCACGAGAAGAAAAAGGUGGUCAUCAGCAUCAGAGGAACCUUGUCUCUAAAGGAUGCCCUGACUGAUCUGACGGGGGAUUCUGAGCGUUUGCCGGUGGAGGGCCAGCAAGGGACCUGGCUUGGUCACAAGGGGAUGGUUUACUCAGCAGAGUACAUUAAGAAGAAACUGGAGCAGGAGAUGAUAUUAUCACAAGCCUUUGGAAGAGACUUGAACAGGGGCACCAUGCAUUAUGGGCUGGUGAUAGUUGGCCACUCUCUUGGUGCCGGCACUGCUGCUAUCCUCUCCUUCAUGCUGAGGCCUCAGUAUCCCACACUUCACUGCUACUCUUACUCCCCACCCGGUGGCCUUCUUAGUGAGGAUGCCAUGGAGUACUCCAAAGAGUUUGUCACUUCUGUAGUAUUAGGAAAAGAUCUGGUGCCAAGACUGGGCUUGUCUCAACUGGAGGGGUUCCGUCGCCACCUUCUAGAAGUCCUGCAGAAAAGCAACAAGCCAAAGUGGAGGAUCAUAGCGGGAGGCACCAAAUGCAUCCCCAAAUCGGAGCUUCCCCUUGAGGAGGAUGAUGCUCAGACCCAGCAAGCAGCACCCCCCAGCAGCCGCUUGUGGCUCCACCCCAGCGACCUCAGCAUCGCCCUCUCAGCCUCAACCCCUCUCUACCCUCCUGGACGAAUCAUCCAUGUGGUUCACAACCAUCCUCCAGAGACCUACUGUGGUCAGGAAGAGCCAACGUACUCGGCUCUGUGGGGAGACAACAAGGCUUUCAAUGAGGUCAUCAUAUCACCCGCCAUGCUUAAUGAGCACAUGCCUCUCAUGGUGAUGGAGGGCCUAAACAAGGUGCUUGAGAACUACAACAAAGGAAAGACGGCGUUGCUGUCUGCGGCCAAGAUCAUGGUGAGCCCGACAGAGGUGGACUUGAACCCCGAGAGUGUGUUCAUGGCUGCCUCCAACACAGCCCAGCAGCCGACGCCUGCAGCCCACCAUCGCAGGAACAGCAGUGUUCGACAAAAAACAUUGUCACGUUCCUGUGCCCAGUCUGAAAUAUCUCUGGAUGGUUUCUCUGAGUGUCCUCCUCCUCCAGUACCCGUAGUGUUGCGUGGAGCACGAGAGCGCCUAACUGUAGAACUUAGAGACCGCAAAGCUCCACUGGCUGUCAUGGAAAGCUUGUCAGACGCCGAAUCCGUCUACAGUCUGGAUUCCCGGCGCUCUUCUGCCGCGCUCAAAGGUUCCCCGAUGCUCAGUAGCCUCCCGUUUCCUUUGGAUGCCACCAUUCCAGAAGAGAACCCGUCUCUCAGCUCUCGCACUGAACUGCUGGCCGCUGACUGCCUCUGCCAGGCCACACCAGAACACCUGGGAGAGAUCGGCCCUUUCUUUACGCCGUUAGAACCUGCAUCCAAACCAGAGUACUCCAUGCAGCUGUCCCCUGCCACGCCUCGCUACAGUGGACACUAUUCCCCUCAGCCGUUCAUGCCAGAGCAGAAUGCCUACCCCAAAAUUUCUCUUGAUGUGGAACAGAUGCCUGGCAUCUACAGCCCAGGUAGCACUCCUGACGCUCCCCUCAGUCCGCAGAUUGCUUCAAGAGCAAUGGAUGGAGACAAGGAUCAAUGGGACUUCUGCGCAGAGACCAGGCAGGUAACUUCUCCUCCUCCACCGCAACUAUCCAACGGAAACCCCAGCCGAACAGUGCUGGAGUUUGCCCAGUACUUGGACUCUCUAUUCAGGUUAGAUGGCAGCAGCUCACCGCCGUUGGAUCUCUCUGAUGGAGAGUCUGAGUCAGGACGGGGCUCCCUUGGGCACGUUGAGUGUUUGGCGGACGGACCAGAUGACAAACAGCUUCUGGCCAGGGCAACGCUGGAGCCGAACCUGGUCCCUAAGCCCCCGCGCACGUUUGCCGGAUCGGCCGAUCCUUCCUCUGGCAUCUCCUUGUCACCCUCCUUCCCUCUCUCGUCGUCCGAAGAACUCAAUGACCUUUCACCCGGAGAGGGGCUUCCACCUGCCAUACACUCGCUAAGAACAUCUACCCCCAUCCAUUGUCCUGAGGAGAACACUCUGUCCUCUAUGGUGUAGUCAGCUCAGUAAGCUACUCUGCAAUGAAGAGGUGCAGUCGUCCCAGAUUUAAAAACAUAUCACAGUACGUGCAUGCAAUGGAAUGUAGUCACUCAUCAGAGGAUCUUAAGAACAGAGCUUGACUCUCCAACUGAAAAAAUGUCCAUUCUUCAGGUGUCCUCCCCCACUUGAACCAUGUUUAUAGCAUUUUCACACUAUUGCAAUGACUGCAAAAAGAUACCUCUCUGCAUGCCAGGGGGCUGUGCUGCUUUUGGGUGGAAACAAGCAACUGUAGCUACACGAAACAAACGAGUCGCGAGACGUCUCUGCAUAUGUUCACCCCCAACCACCCCGACUCCACUUUACGAUAGGGAGAGUAGUUACCUUAUCCUAGCAGGGAUUCAAAACACUGUAGAAGGAGCCAGUUUUCAUGGGCACAUCUUCUCUGGUUGAUGUACUCUACUACUUCCUGCACCCUCAGCAGCUUCAAAAUAUGAUUUUUUUUUUCUCCUUGUGUUUCAUUUUUUUAUACUCUUCAAUCAGGAAUGUGAAGAUGGACAUAUGUCAGUCGGAAUGACGUGACACAAUGUUCCUCAGGUCUAUUCAGAGUUGGUGUCGAGAAAAGAGAUUGUGUGUGGUUCAAGUCACGUGUCUUAAACAUUUAGUGAUUGUGACAAAAGUUAUUACAGACGCCUAUGGAUGUUUUUCAACUUUUUGGUUCCUCUUUAUAGUGCAUGAUAUUUAUUUUCUCUUUCUUUUCAAGCCACUUGGGGCUGUGUCUCAAAUCGAAUACUUCCGUCAGUACACUUCAGCAUGUAUACUAUGCAGUGUUGCCAAGCCCUCAGUAAGCAAAGUACAGUAGCAAUUGGCUGUCCUAAAAGUCGUCAUUUAAUUUGCAUAGUUGGCCAUUUCUUGUGUUUUAUAAGACUCGUUCAGAGGGCGCCACAGAACACCUUCGCUAACAGGUCAGCACCAACAAUAACACUCUCCGUCCGUCUUUAACUGUCUUUGUUCGCUCACGAUGAGGGAAGCUAACAAGCUUGCAAAAAACAAUGUGGUGUAUGUUGCCCGGUGCAGUGAGGAAUGCACUGAUUUUUACUUUGGGGAAACCAAGCAGCCACUCAGCAGGCGCAUGUAACAACACAGACGGGCACAGACUCUGCUGUCUACCUGCACCACAAAGCGAAAGAUCAAUCUUUCGAGGACAAAAAUGUACAGAUUCUGGUCAGAGAAGGCAGAUGGCUUGAAAGAGGAGUGAGCGCCAUCUACAUGAACGUUGAGGAGCCAUCUCUGAACAGAGGGGGAGGUCUGCGACACCACCUUUCUUACACAUACAAUGCUCUUCAUCAUUUAGCCUUUAACAAAUAAGCAAGGCACAACCACCUUGGUUUCAAGUGGGUCCAUGGCCAUCACUGCAUCUGAAUGGAAUGCUAACGAAGGUGAUACCACCCAAACGACCAUUGUUGGCCGCAGAGGCCCCACUCCAUUGUAUCCCAACAACUGUAAUUUGACACCACAAAAAAGCCAAACCGAUCCUGUCUGGAUGUGCCUCCUCCUGUAGAGGAUAAAUAUACGAAAUCUGGCACCAAGUUCUCAGACGAGAGCUGUCCUGUCUAGUAUGACUAGUGUUUGCCCCACCGAGUCUUUGAGCAUGAACUGAUGAAGCCUGCUCAGAGGCGAAACGCCGUCGAAGACAACCUGAACGGUGCAGUUGCCAUCCAUUCAAUGUCCUGAGAAUACAAUGACCUGAAUGAAUGACAGCUAACAAGCUAAUAGGCCAACAAGAGUUGUGGUUGCUCACAGUUGACUUUCUGGGAAAAGACCGCCCCUAGCGAUAAACUACUGUAGUUUUGCACCACAAAAAGAGUGAAAGCGUUCCGAGCUGUUUGAUCUAGUCUUUGAGCAUGAACUGAACAGUCCACUUGUGAUCGAUUCAACAUCCGCAGUGUUUCGGCCAUGAGUUGCAUGUCAUGCACUCAGCCCCGAAGAGCUAUAAAAGGAUGAAGACGGCAGGUGACUAGGGUUGCGUAUCGUUUACACAUUAUCCGAUUCGGUACUGAAACAGUCCCAGGACCACUACUUAAAAAUAGGAGAACAUACCAUUUUUUUGCUGAAUUUUGUGACAUGCAAGUUGAACAGCAGUAAUUUAAAAAUACAGUGGAACCUUACUGUUAUUAAUUUGUGCCAGAAGGUCUGAGUCUAACCGAAACGGACGCUAACCGAAUCAGUUUUUCCCAUAAGAAAUAAUGUAAAUCCAAUUAAUCCGUUCCAGAAAGCCAAAACAGGUUUUUAUAGUUUUACAAUUAUUGUUUUCCAUGCAGCUUGAUGAAGCCCCUGGUGACAGCUUGGAAUUGUCCUGACUCUUCCCCCUUAUAGGCACCCCUGGCCAAUAGCGCUCAUCAUAAAUACAUUGAAAAAUGUAUCAUUAAUCCAUGUGAUCGAUAUCGGCCGAUUUCACUCAUGGAUGAUGGGUAUCGGCAGCGUAAAACCCUGAUCGGAGCAUCCCUAUUAAGAACACAGUUUGACUCAACGCAGUGUAUUGUACGCUAACCGGGAAAUGCACCUAAACACAAAGUUUUGGCAUAAAGCAGGGCGGAGGCCAACCGAGGCUCCACUCAAUAAUGUAAAUAAAAAGUAAACUACUUAAGAAAUUCACCAAUAUGCAGUAAAAUUAACAAGAAACUGUCAUAAUUAUCACAGCAAAACCAGCAGCAAUCCAGAACACAGACAAUGUGCUUGAUCUGCUUGUCUUGUAUUGUUGAUAUUCACAAUUCCGCUGUUUGGGAAUGCACUUCGCAGGCCGAAAAGUGUGAUUGGUGGAUAAUAAGGAAGUUUUAUGUGACACGUGUGCGGCAGUGGAACUGAGCACUGCCGUUGGUGUGUUAAGGUGGGCAAUACAUUUUAAAAAGCGAGUCAGACUCUGUGUACCUUUACCGGGACGCUACAUUACUUACUUGCACAAUAUCACCUUCAAGCACUUGUUGCAGGUGGCUGAGUCUGCAUUCAUUUAGCACUGAAAUGAGGCGCCGAUAGCCACUUAGCUUUUCGGUGUGGUUACUACUGUUUACGUCGUCACCGGAAAAUGCAUCCCUAGAUUGUCCCAAAUCGAUGAAUCUGUUUCUAGGCGUGUCACGAGACUCCCGAGAUGAGACGAUGCACAAAAUUGGGUCCAUGAGAAAAAGAUGAGACGAGAUCUUUAACAUUAACUUCAAGAAAAGGACAAUUAAAAAGUAUGACUGGACAAGCAAACUUUUAUUUAACUGCAUCACCAAACAAUGCAGGCGCAUUUUGCAAUGUUUAUUGUCCCACAGAUUGACGCUAAACAAUAUUAUUGUCAACAUAUUUGGAGACCAUAUAAACCAAUAAUGUGCUAAUAAUAUUUAAUAAAUAAUUAUAUCGUAAUAAUGCGAGAGUUACUCUUAAUAUGUCAUCUUUCACUGUUGUAAAGUUGUGGAAUUGUCGUUUGUCACAUGUAUUUUUUCCUCACAAACAAUUUGUACUGUAACAUUUGCAGCAUUUCUUGAAAUGCUGGCUUUUCAACCGUAUUAAAGAGCAGCAUUUCUUAUGCGAUGGCUUUUUGUGAACACACACAAUUCUGCGGCUGUUGGGACGAAGACUCUGCAUCUUGGUGUGUAGUGUUUCUCCCACAUCAGGUGGAUGCCUGAGGUGGCCAGGUUUCUUUUCGUUUAUUGGUAAUUAAAAUAUGAUGAAUUAUAUAUUUAUUGAGAGACAGGUUUAUUUUUUUUGCCUGAAUGAGAAAUCUCAUCACGUUUUAAUCUCGCAAGAUCUUGUGACACCCGUAGUCGUUGCACAAUCUUUAUCCACCUCCUCUUUUCUCCUUUUUAAUGGUGAAUUGAAACCACUCAAGUUAAUCGCUCCCCAUCCGCUACGUAGCCAAGAUGGCGAUGAGGGCGGUUAUCCUCUGUUGUGGAAAAAAAAUGUCAUCCUAGCUAAGAAAGAGAAUUCCUGAAGUAAAGACAGAACUUGACUGACAGACAACACAGAGUGCACGGCGGUCUGCAGAUGUUUGGCCAAGAGACUCUUAUACUCCAUUGCAUGCAAAUUGUAAAAGAAGCAAACCACUCCGGGGUGCCGCUUCGUCUGGUGGGAGAGCUGACAUCCAAGAAUGGCUUCCACUGGCAAUGGGGCCAACAAAGUUGAAUGGAAUGCAGGAUGUGUUCACAUACUAGACGUAAAAACUCUCCAAAAGCUAUCAAAAGUAAUCCCUAAAACUAGUACGAUAAUGUAAGCUAAGUUAUACAUGUAAACCAUACAUUUCCCCAUCACACCUCCAUCGUUGCUCGCUCACCGUUUGGGUUUGGGCCGUGUUGAGUGCAACACCCGGGUACUUGCCGUGCUUCUCAGUGUGAGCACACUUAUGCACUCAAAAUGCUAAGCGUAAGUACGCAAGUGCUCGAAUUGGGACACAGCCCUGGAUUGACAUUUGCGUACUCUCGGGCGCAUCAUGUAUGCUCAGACAACCUCGUUGCCAAAUAAUUGAUGACAGUGAUAUUGCCAAAUGUAUUUCUGGGAUGUACUUUUUGUAUAUGUUGACUGCUUUAUUUGAAGACAACAAGCUAUGUUUAUUAUCUCCUUUCCCCACUCAUCCCCAUGUAGACUGUUACCCACCACAGGAAAGACGUCGCCUGACUCUCCACGGCUUUCCUGUCACCACCGCAGCCCCUGGCGUGUGUUUGUGUCGACAUUCUGGCCCGCAAUAACCCUCUAGCUCAUAGCUGUCGUUCUCUCCUAGCAACUAUACCCCUCUUUGGGUGAGUGUGUCUACAUUUCCUAACAUGAUAAUCCCAUCAUAUCGAAGGAAUCCUCUCAUUUUAAUGCAAAUGUGGAAUCCCAGACAAAACCCAGCCAUGCAUCCUCCAUGCGGUCGCGGGAUGUAUUUUCUCUGGUACUCAAGGUGCUCUCAGACACGAUGGACGUCAGGUGUUUGCUUCCCUUUAAUCUGGUUCGCCUCCUUCCUUCCUGGAGGUUGGACUGUGUGGAUAAAUGAGCUGGUGUCAAUUCUACACACAAUCUUCCAUAUCUCUGGGGGUUAGCAGGUGGCUCACUACCUGCAUUAUUUAUUACCAUAAAUGCUUUCACUUCUAUUGCUGUAUUUGAUGGUAUUGUUAUCCUUACUGCUCUUGCAGCAGAUUGGUUUGAUGUCUGUGAGGUUUUUUUUCUCACUUGUUGGGGAAUCUUUUUUUUUUGUGUAAACAUUCCCAGGAUAAGAACUGUAUAUGUAGGAAAAGUAUUUGACAUUCUGCCAUGACAUUUUUACUGAUGUUCCAAAGUGGUGAGACAUUCUGCAGAAUGACCUUUGGUGCCAUGCUGAGCCUGGAGUCGGGAAGCGGAGUUGUUACUCUUGAUUUUGCCAGUUUACUGACAGACACAGCGCACAGAUAAUCUCGCCAGUCCCGCUUCUCUCUUUCACACACACUUUGGUUCAGUAGUUUCGCUUGCAGCCAGUCAAAGCACUGUAUGUGUACAGCACCAUGCUCUGUGUGUAAUUAUUUAUGCAGAUGUAUAACACAAAUAAUGGAUUCCAAUAGAGUCAUGUAGAGAAUAACUAUAUUUAAAAAAAGAACAUAUCUCUAUAUUUAAAAUAUCAGUAUUGACACAGUACGAGAAAUACUUCAUCUGAAAUUUAUUUAUUUUAACUACGGGAUAAAUUGCAAAUUGGUCCAUAAUGAGAGGGGGAUAUUUCCAAAUACAGUAUGUAGUGUCCAUGUUUACCUGGUUUGCUUCCUUUCCUGUCCCCAAUGAGAAUGUAUGUGAUCCCUACCCUUACUCAACUUUGCCUGUGAUGGAAUAAAUUACAAACC